This is a messenger RNA of Acipenser ruthenus (sterlet), 2535 nucleotides long. Its product is annotated as putative interleukin-17 receptor E-like. Bases 32 to 1621 code for a protein of 529 amino acids. The record is from RefSeq and is a predicted model, not a curated record. The transcript is spliced from 18 exons. Gene Ontology annotation, molecular function: interleukin-17 receptor activity. Lineage: Eukaryota; Metazoa; Chordata; Actinopteri; Acipenseriformes; Acipenseridae.
UGAUACCUGCUGGUGGCUGACUAUAAUAAGCAUGGCUGUAUUUCUAAGUAUUCAAAGAAAGCUGGUCUUAGAGAUCCUAGCUGUUGUUGCUAUUUGUAUGAUGAGUCCUGUGUGGGGCUGGGAAAGAAUUGAUAGAAUUAAAGAAUGUGGACAUCAGUGUUCUCCGGGACUGUACUGCAAAAGUAAAGCAUCACUUGAUGUAUUUCAAAGACCCCAAUCAUUUGAAUCUCAGCCCUUUCAAAGUGUGAACAUCUCUACAGUAAUGAAGUGUAAAAAAGAAAGAGAUUGCUUGCUAUAUCUAAAUGUUAAUGGAACUUUACAGCUUGAUGAGAAUAUUCGGGCGGUGGAAAUAUGUUCCCUUACACUUUCUACCCUCAGGCGUCAGUGCAGAACGGUCAGAUUCAAGAAAACUGAAAGUAUGAAGCUUCAUGGGCAGCAGGUGCAUGUGCAGUACAACUGUUUUGAAGUUGGGAUUGCCCAACAGAUUCUUGUAAUGCUAAAAACAAUCCCGAAUGGAAACAGGCAAACUAUGGAGUACCAUGUUCAGGACUGCAAUAAUGGAGAUAUAAGACAGAACAUUCCAAUAUGCAUAGCUGGAAAACUAGAUUACUCAGUUGAUCAAAAAGAGAAGCUGGUUUCUGUACACGUCUCAGAGUUUCUUGAUGACAAUGACUACCAUUUGAGGUUAUGUCAUAAAUGGCAUUCCUGUGAAAGUACUGGAGCUUAUGUACUGAUAAAAAAGGAAGACCCUGUGAAAAAAGUGACCUUGCCAUAUUCCAAGUUGGUGCCCUGUCUUUGCAUUGAGGGAUGGUCUUCAAUUCCAGAUUCAAGUAGAAUACAACUGUGUCCAUUUAAAAAAAACACUGAAGAACUCUGGAGUGGAAUCACCUACAACCCAGUAUCACAGGAGCUAGUUUGGGAGUUGGCCUGUCCCAUUGAAGUUAGGGUGAGCCUUUGUUGGACAACAGAACACAUUAAUUCCUGCACUGACCUUCCAAACUCUUCACAAAUAGUGCAGAACAAAAUUAAAUAUGUUGGCAUUGACUCGCAUCCAAGACUGUGCGUAAAGUUUACAACCAAGAGUGGUUCAUGGAUAAGAUGUCCUUUUGCAAAUGGAUAUUUUCCAGUUUGGAACAUGAAGGUGGUUUUAACACCAGACCACUACCAAGUAAUCAUCACAUCAAUGAUGGAUGUAGUGGUUUCUUUAACUCUGUGCAACAGGACUGCACAUUCGAUCUGCCAUCCUUUAGGAAAGAAUCGAGUUUUAAUCCAUGUAGACAAGUCCAAUCCAGUAACAGCUAACCUAACCAGAGGAAUGUGCCAGUCAAAUAUUUGUAUCCAGGGAAGGAGGGUAGAUGUCAAGUAUGCCAUACCAGUUCAAACAUGUGAAUUACAAUGCUCACUCAUAGUUUCUCAUUCAAAUGAUGGCGGAACAUUUGUCUGGAUGGUGACACUGUCAUUUGCAAUACUGAUUGUUGUGGUUGUGGCAGCUCUUGUUGGUCAUGUAACAUUAACAGAGAAAAAAUAUGGAUUUAAAAGGCAGUCGGAAAGUUCAACCUUUAAAACAAAAUGCAGGCUACCCACAUCAGCCAAGAGUGUCCCUUCUCUACUCUGCAGAUGACAAUAGGCAUGUUAGAUUGAUUACAGCAUUUGCAACAUUUCUCACUGAUCUUUAGUAUUGUAUUACCCUUACUCAUUUAAAAUAUACAUUUAUAACACAGGAAUUCCUAGGGGAUCCUGAUGGUGUUUGGUCCAAGGGGUGUAAUAAGCCUGUUAUUAAGAAUACAUGUGAUCCUGUUCUGCCAAAUGCGAUGAACUCUGUGCCAUUAUAAUGUGUUAGGGUUGAUAUUGCCACCUACUUCAGGGAUACUGUGAAGGUAUCUGACAUUCCUAGCAUGUUCGAUGCUAUACCUUUACGUUUCACAGCAUUAAUGAAACAGUCCUGGAUCGAUCCUCAAAAUGCAAUGGUGCAUCAUGAUCUUGUGCUCUCUUUGAAGGGAUAUAGAAGCAGACAUUCACCCAAACAAUUAGCGAUAGAGAUUCGGGACGAUAGUGAAUUUGAAGACAGUGUUACAGAGUGCCCAGAUGAUGAAGAAACUUUACUGAGAUAGAAAGGUUGUUAAGCCUGUUCCUUGGAAGAAAAGUGCAAAUGCAAACAUUGCAGAAAGGGACCAGGGUGUUCUAUCAUUUCACCAGUUCCUUUCAAAAUAUUUUACUCAAAUGUAUUUUACUAGUGUUGCAUGUCCCAUAUAUUUUUGUGCAUGUGUUUAAUAAAAAAAAAAAAAAAAAAAAAACACUAGAAUGUAUUAUAUUAAAGAAGUCUGCCUAUAGUAGUGCUGUAAAGGAUUGCUUUAUAAAAAAAAAAAAAAAAUGAUGAAUGGUGUCUGUGUCAGUGAAACAUUUAUUUUUCAAAUGGUUAAGCUAAGUCUGUCACAAGGAUGUGGAAGCAUAAACACAUACUGUGGAGGAACUAGUGUAAAUUAAGGAAACACAUUUGGUCCUUUGAAUUUCUGGUAAAAUUAAAAUAAAGGGCCC